Messenger RNA from Episyrphus balteatus (marmalade hoverfly), 1762 nucleotides. Its product is annotated as calmodulin. The record is from RefSeq and is a predicted model, not a curated record. The transcript is spliced from 4 exons. The coding region runs from base 625 to 1074 and encodes 149 amino acids. NCBI's taxonomy places the organism in Eukaryota, Metazoa, Arthropoda, Insecta, Diptera, Syrphidae. Gene Ontology annotation, molecular function: calcium ion binding; enzyme regulator activity.
AAUAAAGAAAAACUAGAAAACUAAACGAAAAACGGACGGAAAACGGAAAAUUUAAAAAGAAAAACUUUUGCGCCAGAUAGAGACAUCGACGUUAUUUCCAAGACAAUUCAGUUGCAAUCUUGCUACGGACCGUAACGGGCUAAAAACAAACUUAAAGGUUUACUUUCUGCCGAAGAACCUAUUCACAUUAUUUUAUUCACAGUGCGGGAAUAAAUAUAAAUUUCUUUGAACAAGAAAAGGAAACAAACAAAAAAAUUGAUAUAUCUUCACAAAUACAUAAACGGAAACGGUUUGCAUUUCAAGACAACAAAAAUAAUAUAAAAACAAAAAAUACAACAAUUUUUUGCUUUAACAGCUUAUAAAUAUAUAAAAACAAAAAAAAAAACGGCUUAAGUGGGUUUCUUUUGCGGGAAAGAAACACUUGCCAUCUGUUUUCGCACUACAAAACAAGUCCAACACGGUCUCUGUAUAUUCAGUGAAUUUGUCGUCGUUGUUGCAGCAGCUAGCAGCAAAUUUGUUGUGCUGAUAAAGAACAAAAAAAAAAAUAUCGACUUAUCGAUAUAUAAAAAGGAUUAUUUUUUAAUUCAUUAAAAACAACACCCCCAAAAACAAAAAACCAAUAAAAUGGCCGAUCAACUAACAGAAGAACAAAUCGCCGAAUUCAAAGAGGCAUUCUCGCUAUUCGACAAAGAUGGCGAUGGCACCAUCACAACAAAGGAAUUGGGAACAGUUAUGCGAUCGCUAGGACAAAAUCCAACAGAGGCUGAACUUCAAGAUAUGAUAAAUGAAGUUGAUGCUGAUGGUAAUGGAACAAUUGAUUUCCCUGAAUUCUUAACAAUGAUGGCCCGUAAAAUGAAGGACACCGAUAGUGAAGAAGAAAUUAGAGAAGCAUUCAGAGUAUUCGAUAAGGAUGGCAAUGGCUUCAUUUCGGCGGCCGAAUUACGCCAUGUGAUGACAAAUCUUGGUGAAAAACUCACAGAUGAAGAGGUAGACGAAAUGAUCCGAGAAGCUGAUAUCGAUGGUGAUGGUCAGGUCAAUUACGAAGAAUUCGUGACUAUGAUGACAUCGAAGUGAGCUGCUAAUUUACUUCUUUUUAAGCCUUUCUAUUUGUUUAAGAUGUUGAUGAAGACUGUAGCUGUGCGCAAAAACAUCGCGCGACGCUGUUGCUACGGAUAACAUCAUUAAAAUAUAAAAAAAAAAAUAUAUAAAAAAAGAAAACAAAUUAUUAAUUAAAAUUUAAAUAAAAAGAAACAUUUAAAAUAAAUAAAGAAAAAAAAAACAUACAAAAGUCUAUAUAAAUGAAAAAAAAAACCCAACAACAAAAAAAAAACAAGAAAAAUCUUAUUGUAUAAUUCAAUUUUAAAAUUAAUGAAAAACAAAACUUAAUAAAAUAUAUAAAAAAAACUAAGAAAAAAAAACUUUCGAUAUAAUUGAAUUAAAACAAAAAACAAAACAGACGUAUAUAUAAAACAAAAUUAAAUGAAAUGAAAAACUGUAACACAAUUUUAAUUAAGUAAAUUUAACAAAAAAAAAAAAAGAUUAUUAUAAUUAUUUAAAAUAAAAUAUAAAGCAAAAACAAAAAAACUUUGAAAAAUGGAAUGAAGAAAAUACAAAACUUAAUAUUUUUAAUCGCUAACACACGGAUAUACACACAAAGACACACACACAAAAUACGCAACACAUUAAAAAGAAAAGUUUACAUGCGCGACAGUAACAGUAAUUAAAAAUUCAAAAAAAUAAAAUCCUUGUUUUGAACAAAAAA